AUAUAUCGUCUUGUCUUUUAAAUGGCUUAUUUCUGUAGCUUUUUUGGUUAAAUCAGAAUCAGUAUUUCAAAUUAUUGGGAUAUGGCAAUACCAGACAAGAGUCUAGAUCCAGUUGAACGAAUUUACAGCAAGAUGUAAACAGAAAAUGGCUUCGUACGAAACCGGAUAUGACGAUGAGCGAUUCCAACAUCCAGUUGGUCAGAGCUUUCACUGUGGUAUUUGCUACAACGUCAUCAAAGACCCGGUCAUGUGUCGACAUAAUGAACACAUGUUCUGUAGAGGUUGCAUCACCAGACAUCUCAUGAACUCUCAGACAUGUCCCACAUGUAUUGAGCCACUUACUGUUGACACCCUGACUCGAGCAUCGCGGACCGUAACCAAUCUACUGUCGGAAUUAAAGAUUCACUGUGAAUUCUUCAAUCGUGGUUGUGAAAGAUUUGUGGAGUUAGGAGAGCUUGAAAGGCAUGUUGUGGACUGUGGGUUUGCCCCAGCAGUCUGCUCGAAUGAAGGCUGUGGUCAGGAAGUCGAUAAGCAAGAUUUAUUGCAUCAUGAAACGGCCGUGUGUGAAUUUCGCCGUGUGAAAUGUCACAGCUGCAAUGAACUUAGCCAAGAGAUGGAUAUAGUUAAGGAAAACUUGGCUGUGAUGAACCUCAAGUUGAAUGAAGUCAGUGAAACCUUGAAACAAAAUGAGAUGAAGUUGGAUAGAAAUGAGAAAAGUGUGCUGGCGAACGCUGAUAUGGUUCAAAAACAACUCAACAAGCAGGAAGAAAGCAAUCGUCGGCUAGAAGCGGACAAUGUAGAAAUGAAGAAAUGUUUAGAGAAAGUGGCACAACAAAUGGAAAGAUUGACCCAGCAGCGGGAAGAUCUAAAGAAAAGUAUCGCAGAAGCUGUUGAACCUGAAAGAGAGCCGAAGAUUAUCGUUGCCGGGGGAUAUAAUCGUAAGAGUUUAAAUUCUGUGGAAAUGUUCAGCCUCUCAAAUGCAAAGUGGUUACCACUACAACCAAUGAAACAGCCCCGUAACUUCGCAUCCUCUGUCGUUUACAACAAUCAAAUGCUUGUCAGUGGAGGUUUUAGCAAUGGUAAGGUAGUAAAGUCGACGGAGAAAUCAACGUUGAAAGAUGUCCAUGUAAACCAGUCCAUAUUUUGGGAAGAUGAUCCUGCAGUGUUACGCGGGCCCUUGUAUGGACACUCCAGUGUUGUGUAUAAUGGGCGGUUGAUAGUCAUUGGAGGUUAUGAUGGAACUGCAUUUACACCUGCUAACAUUACUGAGAUAUCUCUUGUUCCUCCUUAUACCAGUAAAGUGUUGGUUACCCUUUCAGAGAGUAGAUGGCUACAUGGGGCUGUCUUGUUUGGUAACACGAUCGUAAUUCUUGGGGGGAAAAAAGGUUGGGAUUCGUCGAAUCUGAAAAGCGUUUUGUCGUAUGAUAUUGUCAAGAAUGAAUGUCGUCAUUUAGCGCCACUGCCUUAUCCUGUGAAUCGGAUGGCCACUGUCAAGUGGGGUGAUGACAAAGUGAUUUUAAUCGGAGGCAGUGAGAAUGGCAAUAAGUUAUUGAACAAAGUACUCAUAUAUAACAUCAAAACUCAGAAGAGCCACAUGUUACCAGACAUGAAGUAUAAGAGGAGAGGAUGCGCUGCAGCAGUCGUUGGUGACACUGUGGUCGUCAUUGGGGGAUACGAUGAAAAUGGAAACUCUUUAAAGUCUGUCGAAAGUUUCAGGUUCGACUCCUUCACCUGGGAAGAACUUCCGGAAAUGCAAGAAGCAAGAUACGGAGCUACAACAGUUGUGUGUUAAUCAUGUCCUGUAUAUAUUUAACAUUUUAUAUCAUUUAAAUGUAUAGUGCCGAAUAUUGACUUUUGAUUUCCAAGAACAAUGAAACAGUUUAUAACAUUGAUCCAAUUUAUACUCCUGGGGCCGGUUGUAUGAAAGCCGGAUAGCGCUAUCCACCGGAUAGUGGUUUUUUCAAUCGCUUCAAAAUUGCCCGUUAUUUGCCACAACUUUGAUUAAGUCUCAGUAUUCCUAAAUCGAGGAUCCUCUUUAAUAAUUGUUGCUUUCAAGCUAAAAUUUUAUCCCUUUUCGAGCAUUUUUAGAACGGUUGAAAAAAUCACUAUCCGGUGGAUAGCGCUAUCCAGCUUUCAUACAACCGGCCCCAGCUGGUGAAGUAAAUGGAUCGAUUAAUAAUUUUCAGACAAAGUUACUAGUGGUGUUUGUAAUUGAUUAAAACUAGCGCAUUUUCGUUACAUGUAUGUAAAGGGUAGAACGAAAUUAAAGGCAUGAGCGUUCAGGUUAUCAAGAUUUGAUGUUCUGCAUGGAGCCGGUUUUACGAAGGUCGGAUA
This is a messenger RNA of Dendronephthya gigantea, 2334 nucleotides long. Its product is annotated as kelch-like ECH-associated protein 1. The transcript is spliced from 2 exons. Gene Ontology annotation, molecular function: zinc ion binding; protein binding. Bases 146 to 1792 code for a protein of 548 amino acids. NCBI's taxonomy places the organism in Eukaryota, Metazoa, Cnidaria, Anthozoa, Malacalcyonacea, Nephtheidae. The record is from RefSeq and is a predicted model, not a curated record.